Vigna radiata var. radiata (mung bean) is the source of this 890-nucleotide messenger RNA. Its product is annotated as methyl-CpG-binding domain-containing protein 4. The record is from RefSeq and is a predicted model, not a curated record. Gene Ontology annotation, molecular function: DNA binding; zinc ion binding. The coding region runs from base 216 to 725 and encodes 169 amino acids. The transcript is spliced from 3 exons. NCBI's taxonomy places the organism in Eukaryota, Viridiplantae, Streptophyta, Magnoliopsida, Fabales, Fabaceae.
UGGAGAUGGAAAUUGUAUGAGUUGUAAGGGAAGCAACUUAUGUGAAUGAAAGAAAUGAAAGGAAGUCAAGAAAUCUCAAAAACACCUUCGUCUUCCAAGAAGGAACUCAGAUCCUAUGCAAAAUCUGGAUGAUUGAUGGAUUAACAUAAUAGUAGUUAAUCAAGAGAGAGAAUAUCAAUGGUUAAUAUAUCUCCUGCAGAGACAGCAGAGGAUCUAUGUUCUUUCAGAAGGUGAGAACACUGUCAAGUCAGGGUUCAGUGGAUAUAUACGCGGCGCAAUGCAAAAACUGCUUGAAAUGGAGAGUGAUUGAUACACAGGAAGAGUUUGAAGAGGUUAGAAGUAAAGCCACUGAGGAACCUUUCGUUUGCAGCAGAAAGGCUAAUUGUUCCUGUGAUGAACCUGCUGAUAUUGAAUAUGAUUCCACUCGAACGUGGGUCAUUGACAAACCUAACCUCCCAAAAACUCCACAAGGUUUUAGGAGGAGCUUGGUACUUAGAAAAGAUUACUCCAAAUUGGACGCUUACUACGUCACACCUUCUGGCAAAAAACUAAGAACCCGCAAUGAGAUAGGAGCGUUUCUAAAAGAUAAUCCAGAAUUCAAAGGUGUUAGUGUUACAGAUUUUGAUUUUUCUUCCCCAAAGAUAAUGCAGGACACCAUCCCAGAGAUAGUUGAGCAGAGGGAUUCUGCUAGCAAGAAAGCUAAGAUAGCCAAAGGUGAUGUUUGAGGAAUAUUAUCUCAAGUUUGCAUGGUGCAAAGAUGUUGAUUCUGGUUGGUUUGUUGGAUAUUACUUUAGAGAUUGUUGUAAAAUCAUGCGUACGAACGAAUUUUGUUCAUGCCUUUGUAUUAUAUUUUAAUUUUAGUUUUAAUGUUAAUGUUAAUGUUAUUAUCA